This is a messenger RNA of Aspergillus calidoustus, 852 nucleotides long. The record is from the annotation of a GenBank genome assembly. NCBI's taxonomy places the organism in Eukaryota, Fungi, Ascomycota, Eurotiomycetes, Eurotiales, Aspergillaceae.
AUGAAACUCUCUCUUCUUGCCACUGCACUCAUCGCGCCGCUGGUCUCGGCGCAUUACUUCUUCGACACGCUCGUCAUCGAUGGCCUCGAAACCACCCCGAACCAGUACGUCCGCUCGAACACCCGACCCGAGAAAUAUAAUCCAACCAAAUGGAUCAACACCCGCGACGACAUGACCCCCGACAUGCCCGACUUCCGCUGCAACAAAGGCUCGUUUACCUUCGCAGGCCAGACAGGUACGGUGGAGGUCAAGGCUGGAUCCAAGCUUGCGAUGAAGCUUGGUGUCGGUGCAACCAUGCAGCACCCUGGCCCGGGCCUUGUGUAUAUGUCCAGGGCGCCUGGUGCGGCUAAUCAGUACGAGGGCGACGGUGACUGGUUCAAGAUCCAUGAGGAGGGAAUCUGCGACACGACCAAGGAUAUCAAGUCUGAUGCUUGGUGUACAUGGGAUAAGGACCGUAUUGAGUUUACCGUUCCUCCGGACCUUCCGGACGGAGAGUAUCUUAUUAGGUCUGAGCAUAUAGGUGUCCAUGGAGCGCAUGGUGGGGAGGCUGAGUUCUACUAUGAAUGCGCUCAGGUCAAGGUCAUCGGUGGUGGAAAUGGAACUCCCGGGCCUACCAUCAAGUUCCCAGGUGGUUACAGACAGGAUGACCCUUCUUUCAACUUCAGUGUCUGGGGCGGCAUGAAGGAUUAUCCGAUGCCCGGUCCAGCAGUUUGGACUGGCAGUUCAAGCUCCAUCCCUCCCAUCAAUGGAGGUUAUGAGGAUGAAUCUGUCGGGUACCCUCAGCCAGGGAACGCCGGUACCUGCAGGAGCAGCCUCCAUCGCCGUAAACACGCUCGUGAUUUCAGCCAGUAA